Molecule: messenger RNA, 619 nt
Organism: Hippocampus zosterae (dwarf seahorse)
Lineage: Eukaryota; Metazoa; Chordata; Actinopteri; Syngnathiformes; Syngnathidae
Gene: rps11
Product: ribosomal protein S11
Exons: 5
Coding region: 88-573 (161 amino acids)
Biological process (GO): translation
Cellular component (GO): ribosome; cytosolic small ribosomal subunit
Molecular function (GO): structural constituent of ribosome
Source: RefSeq, a predicted model, not a curated record
UGUUAUGUUGCGUCAUUUCUGGUAGAUCUGACCGACUUCCGUACGCUGCGCGGAUAUUCAGGCCUCUUUACAACUCGGCUGGCUAAGAUGGCGGAUGCACAAACCGAGAGGGCUUAUCAGAAACAGCCUACCAUCUUCCAGAACAAGAAGCGUGUUCUGGCCACUGAUGGAGGCAAGGAGAGUAAAGAAAAGCUCCCCCGGUACCAUAAAAGUGUCGGGCUGGGCUUCAAAACCCCAAGAGAGGCUAUUGAUGGCACUUAUAUAGAUAAAAAAUGCCCAUUUACUGGAAAUGUCUCCAUCCGUGGCCGUAUCCUCUCAGGUGUGGUGACAAAGAUGAAGAUGCAGAGGACCAUCGUCAUCCGACGUGACUAUCUUCAUUACAUAAAGAAAUACAACCGUUUUGAGAAGCGGCAUAAGAACUUGUCUGUGCAUCUGUCACCAUGCUUCAGGGAUGUCUCGAUUGGUGACAUCGUGACGGUCGGGGAGUGCCGACCGCUGAGCAAGACAGUGAGGUUCAACGUCCUCAAGGUGACAAAGGCGGCUGGUGCCAAGAAGCAGUUCCAGAAGUUCUAAGACUGGCAAGAGAAAUGUCACCUUUAAAUAAACAGUUUGAAUAUGA